Colletotrichum phormii is the source of this 2010-nucleotide messenger RNA. RefSeq lists its product as uncharacterized. The coding region runs from base 172 to 2010 and encodes 612 amino acids. The record is from RefSeq and is a predicted model, not a curated record. Lineage: Eukaryota; Fungi; Ascomycota; Sordariomycetes; Glomerellales; Glomerellaceae. The transcript has 7 exons. Gene Ontology annotation, molecular function: FAD binding; oxidoreductase activity.
CUUCUGCUCGCUCGCAUCUCUCCCGGCGCACCGCCAGCCACACACCCGGUGAUCAACCAUUGGAGGUUCCUGUCUGACAAGCACGCAACCCCGUUCCUUGUCGCGCCCUCUGUCCAAUCUUUUACUCCUUCAGUCUGAAGUUCUGAACCCCCAAAUCUCUUGGCACACAACAUGUCUCGACUCAGUCAGGCCCCCCUCCUGGCCGCUGCCCUGCCUUUGGCGUACGCUCAGACCAUUGUGGAUGACGAUGCAGUAAUCGAAGCUAACAAGUCCACAGUGGCCCCAGCUGCUGAGCCCGUUGUCGUUGCCACUUCCACCGACCUCUUGAAGGAAGAGAGCGUCCAGCUGACGGACGCCGUUCUGGACAACCUCACGGACCUCUCCCUCUCCAACAUCUCCCUCUUUGACUUUGACACCACUGCCGCCGGGGAGAAGCGUUCUGGAACAGCCCGCACAUUCAACAAGUGCAAGACGUACCCUGGAGACCUGCUCUGGCCGAACAAGGCAGUAUGGAGUGUCUUCAGCCUCCUGACUGGAUUUGCUGUCAGCGAGACGGUGCCUAUCGGCGCUUCUUGCUUUGAUGACUUUGGCAAUUAUGAUGCCACUCGUUGCGAGUACAUCACCAACCAGUGGACUAACUCUACGAUCCAUGCCGAGGACCCGACCUCAGUCAUGAGCCCUCUGUACCAGGGCCUGACUUGCAUGCCGCCCUCAGUCGACAACAGCUCCGCCGGCACCUGCACCGUUGGCGGCUUCCCCUCGUAUGUCGUCAAGACUACGAAUGUUGCGCAGAUCCAGCUCGCUGUCAACUUUGCCCGCAACCUUAACAUUCGCCUCGUGGUCAAGAACACCGGCCAUGACUUCAAUGGUCGCUCCUCUGGAUCCGGUGCUCUCUCCAUCUGGACCCACCGCCUCAAGAGCAUCAACUUCUAUCAGACCUACCCCACCUCGUCUUACUCUGGUCCCGCCAUCAAGGUCGGUGCCGGUGUACAGGGCUUCGAGCUGUAUGAGGCGGCUGAGAAGUACGGUGUCACUGCCGUCGGAGGCGAGGGUAUGACUGUCGGCUAUGCUGGAGGCUACCUCGCUGGUGGUGGUCACUCACCGCUGUCGCCCAAGUACGGCAUUGCUGCCGAUUCUGUCUUGAGCAUCGAUGUCGUUACUCCCGAUGGACGUUUCGUUACUGCUAACGAGAAGCAGAACACCGAGCUGUUCUGGGCUCUUCGUGGUGGUGGUGGAAGCACGUAUGGUGUUGUCACCUCAUAUGUCGUCAAGGUCUACCCCAAGAUCGACACCAUCGCCGUCAUGACCUUCAGCUUCGGCACCAGCGAUACCGUUAGCCACGAAGCUUUCUGGGCAGGCUUCGCCCCCAAUAUGACUCUCGUCCAACUCAAGGAGCUCACUGCCCCGCUAUUCGCCAAGUGGACGGAGCUCGGCAUCACCGUCGAACCCGUCUACACUGAGCACAAGAGCUUCCUCCCCGCCUGGAAGGCCGGGUUCCCCAAGGAGUCCGUCGGCGGCACGGCCGCCAAGACGGCGUGCCGUCUCUUCCCCACGGACAACUUCUCCGACGCCACCAAGUUCAACGCUACCUUUGAGACCCUCAAGGGUCUCAGCGAUAAGGGCGGCCAGAUUAUCGGCUUCGGUAUCACCGGCGGCCCCGGCCCUUACCCCGAUAACGCUGUCAACCCGGCGUGGCGUGGCUCUGCCAUGUUUGCCAUUUCCGUCAUGGGCUGGGACAAGUCGAAGCUGUUGACCAACGAGUGGAUGCAGCCUUGGCGGGACGUUACUCCUGGCGGUGGCGGAUAUGCCAGCGAGGGUGACGUGACUGAGCCUGACUACCAGCAGUCUUUCUACAGGACCGAGAAGUAUGCUCGUCUGCUCGCAUUCAAGCAGAAGAUUGAUCCCACCGGUGUCUUCUAUGCCAACUUGGGUGUGGGCAGCGAGAGUUGGUACAUCACACGCCAGCUUGACGGCUUCUCGACCCAAAAUGGCCGUUUGUGCCGAGUUUGA